This is a messenger RNA of Microcebus murinus (gray mouse lemur), 714 nucleotides long. It is a transcript of the gene SPATA33, whose product is annotated as spermatogenesis associated 33. The record is from RefSeq and is a predicted model, not a curated record. Gene Ontology annotation, cellular component: cytoplasm; nucleus. Lineage: Eukaryota; Metazoa; Chordata; Mammalia; Primates; Cheirogaleidae.
CACUCGCGGAGGUGCAGGGAGCCCGGCCUGCGCCGGCGGGGGCGGUGGGCUCACCUAUGGGGAUUUCCAAAAGCAGACACACACCCAGGAAAGGUGAGGAGGAAAAGAAGGAAGUCACUAGUUCAUCUCCAAGACCUAAGGAAAAGUUGGCGGAGAAGCAUCCCCAGGAAGCCAAGCAGGCAGAAAGGGAGGGUGAGAAACCUGCAGACCUCCGUUCCGGGGCAGACACAGCCAAGCACCAGCAGCAGCCUUCAGCUUCGAGCAAAGAGAAACCUGACGCGAAGCAGAAGUCCACCAGGAAGAAAAGUAUCAUUCCACAGAUCAUCAUCACUCGAGCCUCGAACGAGACUCUGAGCAGCUUCGGCUCCAGCGGGAGUGAAGAGCAGAGGACCAUCCGGGAGCACACCACCUGGGGCCUCUACCACCGGCACCGGAACCCCAGCACAGUAGACGCCUACAAUGCACGCACCAAACAAUAAACAAGUGCCCCAGCCGCUGUCAUUACUCACUGUGAUACCAGUCUCGCAGCAGUGGCAGAAGGGCCAGCCCACCUUCAGGAAGCUGCAGGUGCCCUUCUUCCGUCCACAAGGCUUGCCCCCGAACCACCUUGGUGUUACCUUCCCCAGAGCUGCUGGCAGCUUGGUGCAGGCACGAGUGACUGGCUCAGGGAGUGAACUUUGUGGUAAUAAAUGAAUAAACUAGUAUUUUCCUGUU